Molecule: messenger RNA, 5054 nt
Organism: Xiphophorus hellerii (green swordtail)
Lineage: Eukaryota; Metazoa; Chordata; Actinopteri; Cyprinodontiformes; Poeciliidae
Gene: szl
Product: sizzled
Biological process (GO): canonical Wnt signaling pathway; non-canonical Wnt signaling pathway
Molecular function (GO): Wnt-protein binding
Source: RefSeq, a predicted model, not a curated record
AACAGUCUGCUCAUAUCAGCCUGACUGUGUCUGCCCAUAAGGCUUGGAGACUGGAUGUGACAAUUGAGUGCUAUUGACAGUCUGUGCAGGGACUGUCAGUCCUGCUGGAGCCCAGCAGGAGGGUGAAAGGACGGGGGCGGGGUAGUGAGGGACAAAUGGGAGUUCAAUGUAUGAGUCUCCUGUGUACAAGAGGAGACGACUUUUAUCUGAGUUUGCAGAACUGACACCCAGUUCUCCUCCCUGUCUUCCUAAACACACCUUAGUCUUUGAUGUGCUGCAAGGACUCAUUUUGCUCCAACACGUGGCCAGAAAGCAGCUGCGUAACAUUACAUUGUGAUAGUUGGCUGACAUGAGACGGGCAAUUAAUGGUUUUUGAAAGAAAUGUUGAAAUAUUUAGUUGUGUGAAAAUCCAUUUGCCUCCUUACAGAUUUCUUUCUUUUUUGCUUUUCUGUCACACUUCAGUAUUUCUUGUCACCAGUAGAAUUUAAUGUUGGAUAAAGAUAACCUGUGGGGGGAAAAAAUCAGUUCAUCACAUUCACCAACAAAUAUCUCAGUGAUCCCCAAAACUUCAGUGGUAAUAUUCUGGGGACUGACGAGACAAAUGUGAAACUUUUUGGGUGGGGUGUCUGACCUAAAACUGCUCUGCUUCCUCAAGACCUGAUUGACUUGACCUUAAUUGAUAGAAUCAUGAAUUUUGCUCUAGAAGGGGAUGCUGCAUAAUGUCUAGCUGUCAGUACAGGACUUUAAGCCCAAUCACAUUUUGGUUCAGCACCAAACUGAUGAUAAAAAUACAAUCGCAUGGCCACCUCUUAAGGACUAAUGCAAAAGAAAAACAACUGAAGGAAAUAAAAAAGACGUUUUGGAGGUGGCCUCUCUGAAAUCUGGACUUAAAUGCAAUUUAGAUAUGAUUUUAAACAUGCAAAUGCUCAAAAACCCUCUUAGUGUUGCUGAACAGUGGGCCAAAAUUCCUGAGUGGUGAUGUGAAUUUCUCAUUGCCAGUUAGCGUGAACACCUGCUGCUAAGUGUGGCCCAACUAGUUAUUAGGACAAUUUGGCCAGGUUUGGAUGGCUUUUUUGUUCCUUUGAAAGGAAAUCGCUUCAAAAUUACUAUUCAUGUUUUCUUUAUGCAUUAAAAGUUACAGAUUAAACAAAUUGUAAGUAGGCCUAUAGCAAAAAAGGGGGUGAAGAUGCAAAACAGAGUUGCAAAUCUGAAAAUAUUCUGUUUAAUAACAGACUUAUUUGGUCAUUAACUUAGGACAAUAAGUGUUAAAUUUACAUUUUAAUAUAUACCUUUGGCAGACAAAAGAAAAAGGUCAGAGAAAGCUUUCUGAUGCUGGUGUUGAGUGAAGGCUGUCCUUGGGUCAUUACCACAGACCUGCCCAAUACUGAAAAUUUCUGAAAGGCUAUUGCUCUAUCUGAUGAAGUGCUAUAAGAUCACACUUUGUUGCAUAUUAAAAUGUACCCAAGCAUUAACGACCGAAUGGAUUCCAUCAUUUUUCUAUCCAAAUUAUGUUCCUGAUGCAAUGAUGUCAGUCACAAAGCAAAAUAAAUUCGAGACUGAUUUGAUCAGCAUAUGUUUUAGGUUUCAAGUUUGAUUCCAAACUUCUGGAAUCAAACUCCAGAAGUUUGAUUUCCAACCCACAAAUGAUGAACAUUUUGUGGGUUGGAAAAAUUAGUCGGGUGUUGAACCACUUGGUUGACUCCUACUUGACCUUCUCAUUCACUGAGUUUGGGGCAAGCAGCCCAUUACCAAGACAGACACACUGUCUACACAACGGCCAUUAGACCCGACAACAGACCCCUGUGGAGCUCCUGGCAGGGGGAGCUUGUUAAAUGUGUGGACCUAUUGUUUGGCCAAAUUGGCCUGUGACUCUAAUUGCCCAGUUAGUCCCCUCUAAUGGGCUGAACCCGUCUACCCAAUCUGGAACCAGCCUUCGGAUCAUGUCGUAAAACGUGGCUCAGUUGUGGCCGGUUACAUAUUCAUUGUCCCUUUUCCAGACAGACCUGUUGUAAAGUCACAUACAUGGGAGUAGUCUCGAGAGCUGACUCUACUUGGGCAACUCCAAACAGACUGGGUUCUAUAGAUACCUCUGGUUCAUAAACAAAAAAAAGGCCUGAAGGAGCUGGCCACGAUUUAGAUAUACAUCUAAAUCUGGAGACAGACGACCUCUAAACAAAAACACUGAAAUGUAGUGUAGUUGAAUCAAGUUGCAUUAAGCGGUUUGAAUAAAGGUUUUAAAGAGAAUGGGGUGUAACUCUUGGCAUAUUAAUCAGGUUAACAGCAUCCAGAUGUGGCUGUUUUGAGGAAAACGUUGAAAAUAUGGUGUAUAUGUAGAAUCACUAAAAGUAAACGUUGAAUUAUGCAAUUGAGGGCUUCAGAAUUGGCUUUUGUGCUCUUGCUCAGUGGUUUAUUUUCAAGCUCUUUUAACUUUUUUUUUUUUUUCUCAGACUUUGAGUCACAUCUCCUGCCAGCUUAACAGCUUAUUGUAUAGUCACCUUAUUAGAGUUCACCACAGGGUAAUAAGUACAGCUUUGUUACGAAACAAUAAUGAAAAACAGCAUUACAUUGAGCAAGAAACACAAGAAAGGCCAUGGAUGGUUAUGGAAACUUGGAGGUUACAAAAUAAAGAUGCUAGACAAUUCACAAAGCGCUGUUCAAUCCAUAAUCAAAAAUUAGAGUUGAAUACUAUGCCACAACUCCAAACCUAUUCAUGACUGUCCCCCAAAGCUGGCAGACCAGUCAAAGAGAGUACCAGUCAGAAAAAAAGCCCUUUAGUAACUCUGGAGGAGCUGCAGAGGUGGGAUAAUCUCACAGUUUGGGCUCAAGCCACCUCAACCAUGUAUGGUCUGUUCAAAUGAGACCAAAAUCUGAUUACAACAUCCUUGUGAUAAUUAAUUUAUUUUUUAGCAGGGAAGCUGCUAGGCUAUGUCAUUCCUCAGGAUUCUGUUGUAGGUUGAAGUGAGAGGCCCCUGUGUUGGUCUGUCACACAAAAUUCAAUUUAAACACAUUAAAGGUUUGUGGUUUUGACAUACAGAACUGUGAAAGUUUUGAAGACUUAAGUCUUUAAAACUGUAAACAAUGCCUCACUGUACAUAGUGAGGCAUUCUAUGAAAAGAUUUAUUUCACCGUGCCUACGCAUAAAAUUUUACAUCCGUAACUGCCGUUGAGUCGGUAACAAAAACAUAUUUUAGGUUAAAUAUACAGCAAAUAGUUGGGCAAAUGAUUGGGGUUGUAAAUGACUAUUUUAAUCCCUUGUAAUGAAACCCUGUCAUUUUGAAACCAAAAAGUCAUAAACAAAAAAAUCAUUUUUUAAAUUCUGAAAAUCUCUGAUUCAUUCCAAAAAUGUAAGCCUCUUGGGGUAUAAAACAGUGUGUAGCACAUGUUGGUUCAAUAGUGCAAUGCUCUGUUUUUUUUGUCAUCCUCUUCAAACUUUAGAAGCCAGUGAAAUGGAUUGUUGUGGCUCCUCUUCAGUCAGUGAAAACUGGGGUGUGAUUGCCCAUUGUCACUCUCCUCCUACCUCCACACACCCACCCACCCCCGUCUCACACACCCUCCAUCUGCUCGCUGCCUCCUUUCUGUCUGCAGUGAUCACAAAACAAGCCGUUGUCUCCAAACACAUCGUCUCUAUGUCUUUUGAUAGGUAGUUGAUAACAGACUCGCUGGCUGAUUGAGCUGGCUCACCGUGCUGUAUAUAAGAGGAGAAGCUCAUGAGAGGGGCAAGCAAGCGACUCCUCUCUUCCUCCUGUGCUCUUCCGGGACUUUGUCACCUUUUCCUUAUGGCUGCUCUCUUGGCUGUAGCUCUUUUUGCGUCUCCUUUACUGGCAUUCGACCUGGGCCAGUCCACUCGGUGCGUUACCAUCCCCAACCAGAUGAAAGUCUGCAAAGAUGUUGGCUACUCUGAGAUGAGGCUGCCAAACUUUUUAGGACACAGCAACCUUGAAGGAGAGGUGGUGCCACGCUCUGAGGACUGGAGGCCCCUGCUGCAGACCGGCUGCCAUCCUCAAGCCCAAGCCUUCCUCUGCUCCAUCAUUGCACCUGUCUGUCUCGACACCUUCAUCCAGCCUUGUCAUAGUCUGUGUGUGGCAGUGAGGGACAGCUGUGCCCCAGUGCUUGCCUGCCAGGGACAUCCAUGGCCCGAGGCUCUCAACUGUGACCGCUUUCCUGCUGAGGAAGACAUGUGUCUAACCCCCCUUGCAAAAUUUAGCCACUUUAUGAAAGAUUUGCCAAAAGCUGUUUGCCAGAACUGUCCUUCAGUGGAAGUGGCUCCUGCAACGAAAACAGUAAUGAGUGCUUUAUGUCAUCAUGACUUUGCCGUCACCGCUAAACUCCACCGUCUUCGUCACCCCACGCGGGAGCCGGAGUUCCAGGUCGAGGGCCGAGUGGAGUUUAUCCGUCAAGGCCCUCUGUUGCCUUAUGACACUCAGCAUCUCCUCCGGGAUUGGCUCCUCAUCAACCUGAGCUGCGCCAGCGCCCUGGUUCGUCCGGGCCGCUCACAGCUCUACGUGCUGACCGGUUCCGUGCAGCCUGACGGCAACAUCGCUCUCGUUCGUCUCUUCCCCUGGCACAAAAAAGAUGCAGGCAUCGCACUGGCCACUCGCAAAUGGAAACAUCACAGAUGUUGAAGUGCAUGGAAAGUCAGGAGCUGAAGAUCAAAUUGGAAACGUGUGAUCACUUCAGGACAGGUGGAGAAAGUCAUGAGACUUUUCUUUCACAUUACUGCUAGAUCCAGGUCAAACUGCAUUACUCUCUUUACUAAUUUGUUACAUUUCAGCUUUUUCUAUCAGUAUGCUAUAAUAUUAUGCACUAAGACCUGUAAAUAGUAUUAAGUGUAAAUUCAUAUAUUUUAUUUUCUUGGAGGAUAUUGAUGUAUUUAUCACAUUUUUUGUGUUUUGUGCAAACAUGACAAGUAAAAUAUUUUAUAUCUUGCAUGAUGCGUAAUAUUUUAAACGGUUUGUGAGCGUCAGCAAAUACUGUUCUGGUCAUAAGUUUGCAUACACUCAUCAGCAUGAAUGUCAUUUUUAACAUUUAUAAUUCUAAACACAAAAAAUUCACUG